AUGGGAGAUAAAGAUUCAUGUCAUAAAUGUUCAGAAGAGGAGUGGCCAAACGAUAACAACCAGUGUGUACCUAAACUUGUUGAAUUUCUGUCUUAUGGGAAUGACCCGGUUCCUCUCACAGUCUCAGUUAUUUCUGUUUUACUAUUUGUUAAAACCUCUGCUAUUUUUUGUAUCUUUAUUGUAUUUCGAGAGACUCCAGUGGUCAGAGCUAAUAACCAAAACUUGAGCUUCAUUCUCCUGGCCUCCAUCAUGUUGAGCUUCCUCUGUGUGUUUUUGUUUUUGGGUCGGCCUGGUCCUAUCAGCUGCAUGUUUCGUCAGACCUCCUUUGGAAUCAUCUUUUCAGUGGCUGUAUCUUCCAUUCUAGCCAAAACUAUUAUGGUCUACAUGGCCUUCAACUCCACCAAGCCUGGAAGUUUCUGGAAAAAAUAUAUUGGAGUAAAAAUACCCAACUGUUUGGUUCUUCUUUGUUCAUUUAUCCAGGUUUUAAUCAGCAUCAUUUGGUUAUUGACUGCCUGUCCAUAUCCAGAGACUAACACUGACCUAUAUGAUGAUACAAUCAUUAUUCAAUGUAAUGAAGGAUCUACUCUGGCAUUUUACAUACUCCUUGGUUACAUGGGACUACUAGCAGCUGUAAGUUUCUUUGUGGCUUUUCUGGCCAGAAAUUUACCAGAUAGUUUCAAUGAGACAAAAUUCAUCACCUUCAGCAUGUUGGUGUUCUGCAGUGUCUGGAUCACUUUUAUCCCAGCCUAUAUGAGUGUUACAGGGAAGAACACUGUGCUUGUAGAGAUAUUUGCAAUUUUAUCUUCCAGUUUAGGAAUUUUGGGUUGCAUAUUUAUUCCCAAAUGUUAUAUUAUCCUGGUGAAACCAGAUUUAAAUUCAAAACGUAUAUUAAUAAAACAAAUCAAAACCUGCCAAUAAAUUGUCUUAGUGUGUUUAAUUAUAAAUCAUAAAAUUGAAUGUGAAUGUAAACCCACAUCAUCAUUCCUAUUAUUCAUACAACAU
Rana temporaria (common frog) is the source of this 1002-nucleotide messenger RNA. RefSeq names its product vomeronasal type-2 receptor 26-like. The record is from RefSeq and is a predicted model, not a curated record. Gene Ontology annotation, cellular component: membrane. NCBI's taxonomy places the organism in Eukaryota, Metazoa, Chordata, Amphibia, Anura, Ranidae. Gene Ontology annotation, molecular function: G protein-coupled receptor activity. Gene Ontology annotation, biological process: G protein-coupled receptor signaling pathway. Bases 1 to 918 code for a protein of 305 amino acids. The transcript has 2 exons.